Rotaria sp. Silwood2 is the source of this 2460-nucleotide messenger RNA. The record is from the annotation of a GenBank genome assembly. NCBI's taxonomy places the organism in Eukaryota, Metazoa, Rotifera, Eurotatoria, Philodinida, Philodinidae.
AUGAAUUCUACAGAUCUGAAAUAUUUAUCCAAGAUAGCUGGAUCAAUAGAAGAAAAAAUUAACCAAAAAGGUCGACCACCUAAUGAACGAUUUCUUUUUCAAAAACAGCAUCCUCAGGCUACAACAUAUUUAAUGAUGAAGUACAGUGAAUCUCAUGUGCCUGUUCUCUAUGGGCCUCAGAUACCUCGACAAGAUCGUGAUGAUACUCGAGAACGAUAUUGUCGGGCUAUUCUCACACUUUUCGUGUCCUGGCGUACUGUGACUGAUAUUUGUGACAUCAGUCAGACAUGGGAAGAUGCAUUUAAAUCUCGACAACAUCUUAUUUUGAGUAAUUCGUGGACAAUAAUAGAAAACAUUCAACUUUUGCAUGAAUGUAAAAAGGACCGCGAUGAUCAUUUACUUCAAGUUAUCGCCGAAGCACAAACCGACAAUGGCUUAGUCGAUCCUGUACUGAUACCGACUAAUCAAGUCGAUGGUGAAUAUGGCAUUGAUGAUAGUGACGAUUUACUUGAAUUAUUAGGUAAUUUGGAUGAAAACACAGUUGCUAUGUCAAAUGCUACAAAAAACUCAACAGAAAACAGAUAUAUUGAAGAAACAAUUGAAGCAGUCAAGAACGUCGGACGAUUUAACAGUGUAAACAGUAAGUAUUAUUUGAAUGUGAUCUGUAGGAUCGACAGUAAUCGUAAAAAAUUUGUUGCAGCGUAUGACCAAUAUUCUUUAAAUGCAUCCAACGAUCGUAUCGAUCAAUCAUUGAUACCAUUCAUUUCUGCAACACCUAAUCUUGUUCGACUAAAUACAAAGUGGCAAGAACAGCUGAAAACUGAGAAAGAACAGAUUAGAAGAGGUUUGAUUACGGGCAACUUUGACAAAGACAAUGAUGUUAUGUUGAAUUUGGAUACUGCAAGAAGUGCUGUUGCCAGUGUAGUGACUCUAAACAAUAUUAAUACGAAGACAUACGAAAACUAUGGCUCGAUUCCUCCAGUAAUAUCAGUGAAAACGAACUCUUGUAUUCAGAAGAGUGUUGCCGAUGAAUUUACACUGAACAGAGAACAACGGGCUGUAUUUAUGAUCAUAACAGGUCAUCUUGAUGGUGAUAGCCUUUGUCGUACAGGUAAUCUUUAUAAAAGUAGUCGUCACAUAUUGAAGUACAUUAUAUUUUCAGGUGACAAUAAUGGUCAGCUUAUAAUGUGCAUACCUGGAUGUGGUGGUACAGGCAAAUCACAAUUGAUUCCACCUACUGGUAUUGCCGCUGCUGAAAUCGAUGAUAUAACCAUCCAUUCAUUUUUGGGUGAACAGCGUAACCCAGGAAAGGCACGUACAAUUAAACCAGGAGAUUUAAAACUCGAGAAGGAAUGGGCCCUCGUUGAAUACCUCUUAAUUGACGAAAUAAGUAUGGUUGGUUUAACUCUACUUGCGAAACUGAACCGAAUUAUAUGUGCUGCAAAACAUACUGAUCCUCAAGUUCCAUUUGGUGGUGUAAAUGUCAUCUUCUUCGGUGAUUAUUUACAAUAUCGACCUGUAUAUGAUGUACCCCUACAUACAGACUUCACUUUACCGGUUAAAAGUAAAUCAAACAAGACACCAACUGAAAAACAAAUCCAACAACGUGUUGCACGUUCUUUAAUUCUUCAAAUCAACUGUGUGGUCAAACUUACUCAACAGAUGAGAACAGAAGAUCUACGCUAUCUUCAGCUCCUCGAACGACUUCGUCAUGGAGAACGUAACUACGAUGACUACGAAUUAUUGUUAACACGAGUAGUGGGGCAAUCUUCCGUACCCUUGUUAAGUGAUUCACCAUGGAAUAAAGCUCCGAUUCUCGUAUUUCGUAAUGAAGUACGAACACAAUUAAACCACAAGGCAGUUAGUCACAAAGCAGAACAAAUGGGACAAGCACCUAUAGUAUGCGUUGCCCAAGACACCUGCAAAGGCAAACCAAUUGAAGAUCGAGCACUUAUUAAAAAAUUUUUAGAAUUAUCUGAUAGCAAAACGGAGCAUCUACCAGGUCUGUUGCCUCUUGUUCCUGGAACGCCUGUAAUUUUAACGCAAAAUAUUGCAAUUGAAUUGGGUCUUAUCAAUGAGUGCACGAUAUGUCCAUCGACCUUUGUACGCCUUGGUGGAAAUUACCAAAUCAAAGAUCGAAUGCAGUUUAGAACAACUUCAGCCAAAGCUGAUUCCAAUACCGGUAAUGGAACAAACAUUUCGAGUCGANAUAACGAAAGUGCAAUCGAGAAGUCUCGUAAACUCGUUCUGCGCUGUUAUAAUAUGCUUGCUUCUCAACAAGAAUUAUCUGGCGUUCAAGUAGCUUCUUAUCUUAUGAAUUGGGAUGAUCAUUAUACAACGCAUAGAUUUCAAGGACUCUUUUUAAUUCAAACUGAACGAUUUUUACAAACACAACUAAAUGAAACGCGUGUUCAACAAAAAUCAGAAAUUGCAGCACAGGGCGAGUAUAUUAAUCUCUAA